This is a messenger RNA of Jaminaea rosea, 3313 nucleotides long. RefSeq lists its product as hypothetical. The record is from RefSeq and is a predicted model, not a curated record. The transcript is spliced from 2 exons. NCBI's taxonomy places the organism in Eukaryota, Fungi, Basidiomycota, Exobasidiomycetes, Microstromatales. The coding region runs from base 18 to 3302 and encodes 1094 amino acids.
CCCACGCCUCCCUCAUCAUGCCCCCCUUCGCGAUUAUCAUUCCCGCCGGCGGUUUCGACCACGCGAUCGUAUACAAAGAUGACCUUCCCGCUCCUCCUCCCUCUGGCCACCUAAUUGGCCUCGAGAUCCGCCGCUGGCUGGCCUCUCUCACUCCCCCGGGCUUCGAUCAAGACCCGAAGAAACUGUACCACCUGCCAGCGAAUGAGAUCGGCCCGCUCUCCCUCCUUCUCCAUGGCCAAGAGAGCGACGAGGUCGACAUCUUCCUCGCUGCGCCGAUCACCCCACCCCCUCUGCCAGGCGAAAUCGAGUUCGGCCUGGCAAAGGUCUGGAGAUUCCCUCGCGGGACCCAGCCUCCCCGAAACCUCGUCAUUCCUCCCGCCCCUUCGCCGCCCGCCGCCACAUCAUUCUCCUUCCGCGUCCCGCCCACCACCCCCACACCUCCCUCAACCAGCUCGUCGACAACCCGCAUAUAUGGAGGAUCGGGCCUGCUCAGUACGAGGCACGCCAGGGCUGAGAAGAAGAAGCGCAAGAGGCAAGUCGAGAGGGAGCCUCCGAAGCGCGAAGGUCUGAGAGGUGGAGCGACUCGGCCAUCGUACUAUGAUGGCCUGUCCUCGGACGACGAGGCGGAGGACCAAGAGGAGGCCGGCGAGGAGGGCGAGCACAAAGUCAAGGACGAAGACAAGGGCGACGAGGACAGCAAGGACGACAGGGACAACGCGCAAGACAACACGCACGACGAUCAAGCUGCCUCCCUGGCCCAGCUGGGUCGCAAAAUCAAGGCAGAACCAGAUACAGACGAAGAGGAUGAGCUCAUGAGCUCGCCCCGCGCCCCUCCUCCCUCCUCCCACGUCCAGUCUACCUCGGACAAGGGCAAGCAGCGCGCCAUCGAGCACAAGAGCAACAGCAGCGACGAGAACGUCCCCUCAGCCCCGGCCAUCAAUCCACCACGCACGCUUCGCACGCCCCGCAAGCCAUCCCGCCGCGAGCCUGACCCCUCCUCAUCGGACGAGCUCAUGAGCUCGCCUGGCGCCCCUCCUGCCUCGCAAAAGGGCAAGCAGCGUGCUAUCGAGCACAACAGCAGCAGCAGCAACGAGGACAUCCCCUCAGCCCCGGCCAUCAAGCCACCCCGCCCGCCACGCAAGGCCGCCCGCCCACCGCCUGGCCCUUCCUCAUCGGACGACGAGUUCACCUCUCGUCCCUCAAUCUUGAGCUCACUCCCGAAGGGCUCGACAUCGCGACACGCCCGCUUCGCCUCUCCCUCUUCUCUACAGCCGGAGAUUCCGCGCGUCGCCGCUACUUCUUCCUCCUCCGCGUCUCGUUCCUCCUCUGCUUCCUCGCCCUCACUCCGCGCCCCGCCAACCUCCGACUUCUACAUAGAGAUACCCCCAUCCUAUCCCUGUUCUCACUCUCGUAUUCCCGGUCAUUGCGGCCUUUCCUGCAAUGACGAUGACGUGGCUCCUUCGUCGCAGACUGAGCAGAGUACUCCGCCCACGUCGCCUACGCCGCCCACGCCGCCCGCGCCGCCCGCUCUCACGCCCGCAUGGCCACCCAAGGAUGCUGCGCCAUUGGUUGGAUCUGACGACGACGACGAGGAAGCUGUACGAGCCGCCGCCGAGAUCCUGGCCCAGCGCAUAGCCCGCACGAUGCCUCCUCCGCCCCCAUCGCAACGCCAAACAAGGACUGGGCAACGUCAAGGCGAAGAUCAGAGGCGAUGGGAGGACGAGACGAUCCUAUCUCGCCUCGUACCGGCGGCCAGGGCAGCAAGGACGGGCCAGGCUAUUCGCGAAGCUCGCGCCGACGUCACACAGCCUAACUUCUUCCAUCGCGGCGACGUGCGCUCUCUGGAGGCUACAGGGGUGGAGGAGAUGAGGAGGCGUGGCGAUCCUACAUUCUCUGCAGGCAACAACCUCGUCUGGCACGAGCUGCGUUGCGCGAGCGUCGUUGCAAAGCGCAAGGUACGGGUGCGCUAUCAUGAGGGCUGCAUUUCAGGCAUAGAGAUGGUCAGGUAUGCGUGCGGGAUGACGGACGAGGAGCAGGCGACGGGGAUGAUGGCGAGGCUGGCUUCAAAGGCGGUCCUGUACUGUCGAACGUGGGAGGAAUACCAGGCGCUGCUGGCAGCGUUUCCACACCUCGACGCCAGGCAUCAUACGGGCACGGGGACCUAUCUCAUCGUCGUGCGUUGGAGAGACCGCAAGGGGAGGCUGCAGAUGUCCGUCUACGUCGGGGCGACGUGGGACCAAGCAAUGGCGGACAGGCACAGGGAUCACGUUGCCCGCUUCAGGGAGCUGCGUUGGGCCGAAGAGAACCUCAGGCCAAGCGAGGUUUCCCGUUUCCAGUACGGGCAGUCAAACCUGUACCGUCGCAACACCGUCGAGACGCUUCACUUUGUGCUCACGCAGACGCCGCAGAACCUCGAGCUCGACAACGUAGGCCACUGGUACGAGCUUCUGGCUCACGAACUCACGGGCGCCAACGUCGCUGCACUAGGCGAGACUCCCCUCGGCCCCUGCCAGUCACGUCGCAUGGUCACUUCGAUGGAUGAGCAGAUCCUGUGCGUCCUCUUCUUCGCCAUGGCCUCUGCCGCAGGCUUCCCCGGCAGCGCAGACGUCGAGGGUGCCCUCUGGCCAGGUCGUGCCGCUCACACUGGCUGCAACAGCGUCGUGCCCUUCUGCCAAUUCGCCGACCUACGUACCAGCCCAAGCCCGGACGGCAGCCGUAUCGACUUUAUUCCUCCUUGCGUCCCAAGCCGUCUCAACGCCACGCAGCGGGCAGCCAACGCCGUCCAGAUGAUCAACUGGAUCGAGGACCCGCCCGUUCCACUCUCGCCAAGCCGUGCCGACGCUCUGCGCGAUGCUCUUCGUGCUCAGGACACGGCCCCGCAGCUGGCAGAGCCUCUACACGCCUUUGGGAUCGGCCUUCGCCUUGGAGAGGCUCGUCUACCCGUCGCGAGGACGUCCGAGGGACGCGCCGCCUUCUACCUGCCCGGCGACGACCACGACCAUGCCCUAUUGGGCCACCUGACCAACGCGCCGGCCGCCUCUUCCUCUCGCCGCUCUCGCCAGCUCGUGGUGCUUCCCGUCGAGGCAGAUGCCAACGUAGAGCAAGACGUCGUGCUGUCCGCCAGCUCGCGCGACCUCGCGGCAGCCAAUGGAGUGCGUUUUGCCCUGCGACCGAGGGAGGGCGAGGGCGCAGACAGGCCCGUGACCCGCUGGCAGAGGAUCAAGCCGGAGACGAUGGGCAUCGAGGUGUGGAAGGUCGUUUUCCUCCUCAACGUCAUGCUGCGAGCGUGGGGCGCGGCGUAGGCGUGCGCGUG